UUUUUUUUUUUUUUUUUUACUUGAACAGUCUGAAACGUCCACCACUGUCAUGUUUUCUGUAACAGGUGUGAAGCCACACUCCUGUAGCAACAGUUAUUUAUACAGUAUAGCCCUCUAAGUAAAAAAAAUAAAAUAAUAAUUCUAUAAAUUAAAAAAAAAAGUAAGAAGAAAUAGAUUCAGAUCUACACAAUGCCACACUCUCUGUUUCACUUACAAUAAUCACAACAACUCCAGUCUGGACCAGUCUGACUGAGGACUUGUGUGUCUUUUGAAGGGACACUUCGACCCUUCUUGUUUUGGCUAGAUGGGUGCAUGGCCAUACCUUAAAACUCUUAGAUUAGUGCUAGAAUCUGUUGGAGAAUCCACACAAAAACACAAGAGAUGAUGAUGAUGAUGAUGAUGAUGAGACUUGAAGAUGGGACAUAUACUGUAACACACGUAUCAUUCAAAAGGUUAUAACUUACCAGGUUGGAUCCUGUAAAUAGAAUUUGUUUACUAGUGCAUGUUUCCUGCCCGAUAGGUGGCGGUAAUGCGCCUUAAGGCUGGUAUGACAUCCGUCAAUCUAAACAAAAAAAGAAGACGGAACCAAAAAAAUACUACAGCACGUUCACUGUCGGUACUUAAUAGUGGGACACACAGCGGAAAUAAAUAAUUAAAGCACCAGUUGCUCUUUUGAAUGGGGUUAGAUGUUUGAAAAAUAUUCUUUGGUCGUACCUUACCUUAAAAAAAAAAAAGCAACCUGUAACACAAAAACAAUGGCAUCCGUGGAUUGUUUGAGAGAGUUUGUCAACGAGCGUCUGACUGCUGCUGCUGAAGAGAUAUUCAGAGUUUUUAAAACAACUAUCGUCGAGUAUGAAGAAGAGAUCGACCGUCAGUGCAGACUGCUUGGUGACGUUUUGAAACCUCAAAUACUCUUACACAGAAUAGAGCUCCCACAGCAACAUGUCCUCAACGAGGAGGAGGUUCUCACUGACCAGCUGCUCUGUAACCAGGAGAGGAACUCCAGUCUGGACCAAGAGGACCCAGAGCCUCCACAGAUUAAAGAGGAGCAGGAGGAAAUCAGCACCAGUCAGGAGGGAGAGCAGCUGGAACUGAAGCAGGAGGCUGAAACAUUCUUGGGGAUUCCUCCUUAUGAGGAAAGUGACCACAGUGACGCAGAACCAGACAGGGACAACCAGCUCCUCCGUCACAACUCUCACGUUUCUGAGAACCAGAGAGUCAAGCCUGGAGACUUCAUGUCAACGAGGAAAUCAAAAUCCCCCGAAAAAAGAGCCAAAAGAAGAAAUAACAAAUCGAAAAUAUCAACGAUUCACAACAAGCAGGGAGACACCGUGUCAAGUAGAAAUUUGUCAGAGACUGAAUGUAAUCCUCACACAGGUGCAAAGGUCCUCGAUUGUGACGUAUGUGGGGAAGCUUUUAAGAACAACUCAGGGUUACAGACACACAUGCGAGUUCACUCCGGUAAGAAGACGCAUACAUGCAAAACUUGUGGUAAAAUGUUCAGUUUUAAAAGUUUACUGGAAACACAUGCAAAAAUCCACACAUGUGAAAAGCCUUUUCCUUGUGAAAAAUGCAGCAGAUCUUUCAGAUUAAAGGGUGAAUUGACAGCUCACAUGAGGACACACACAGGUGAGUAUCUGUACUCCUGCUCCUCCUGUGGAAUAGGAUUCAUUAGGAGGGACGCGUGGCUCAACCACAUGGGAAUUCAUGCAGGAGAGAAGCCACACACUUGCAAAAUAUGCGGGAAAAGUUUCAGCAGUGAUUAUAAUUUGAAAGGCCACAUGUCAACCCACGCGGGUGCAAAGCCUCACUCCUGCAAAGCAUGUGGGAAAGGUUUCUUUCUGAAGUCACAGCUGACAACACACUUUAGAACUCAUACUGGCGAAAAGCCUUUUCCUUGUGAAACAUGCAGCAGAUCUUUCAGAUUAAAGGGUGAAAUGACAGCUCACAUGAGGACACACACAGGUGAGUAUCUGUACUCCUGCUCCUCCUGUGGAAAAGGAUUCAUGCGGCGGGACGGGUGGCUCAACCACAUGAGAAUUCAUACAGGAGAGAAGCCAUACACUUGCAAAAUAUGCAGCAAAUCUUUCAAUGCAAGAGGCAACUAUUUAAACCACAUGAGAAGACACACGGGUGAGAAGCCGCACUCCUGUCUCACCUGUGGAAAAGGGUUUUUUCUGAAGCACGAUUUGAUGACUCACAUGCGAAUUCACACUGGGGAAAAGCCGUUUCAAUGCACAAUCUGUGGCAAGUCUUUGCGAGAUAAGAAAAGCUUGAAAGACCACAUGAUGAGACUCCACAAUUCCAUGGAUCAGCCCUAACGUUGGGACCGCCUGCCUAAUGUUGUGUACUCACAAGUCUCGUCAGAUCGUGGUCAAAACUGCCCUAAUCUGUUAGGGACUGAUGGACUUCACUUGAGCUCUGAAGGUGUGCUGAGGUAUCUGGCACCGAGACGUCCACUUAGAUCCUUGAAGUCCUGCAAGUUGUGCGGCUCAGUCUACAUGGAAGUCAAAACGUUGAACUUGUUAGUCAAAAAGUGUUACUUCAACUUUUCCGUGAGAUAUUGUUCAAUUUAAGUCCGGGGCAGAAUAUAUGCUGUGUGUUCAUCAGUAUAAGGACACAUCUCAUGAGGGUUAAUGAUGAGAACAGAAAGGCUACUGCCCAUAAUCUCUUAGCAACACAAUUCAGAAUAAAAAAAAACACUCUUCUUACCCUGA
Labrus mixtus (cuckoo wrasse) is the source of this 2717-nucleotide messenger RNA. Its product is annotated as zinc finger protein OZF-like. The record is from RefSeq and is a predicted model, not a curated record. The transcript is spliced from 2 exons. The coding region runs from base 687 to 2321 and encodes 544 amino acids. Gene Ontology annotation, molecular function: RNA polymerase II cis-regulatory region sequence-specific DNA binding; DNA-binding transcription factor activity. Gene Ontology annotation, biological process: regulation of transcription by RNA polymerase II. Lineage: Eukaryota; Metazoa; Chordata; Actinopteri; Labriformes; Labridae.